AUGAAGUCGCAAAUCGGUUUCGCCGCGCUCCUGGCGCUCUCUAACCAGGCUCUGGCCCAGCAGACGGCGUAUGGCCAGUGUGGUGGUAACGGCUGGACUGGCCUUACGACCUGCGUCUCUGGCUACUAUUGCAAUGUGUACCACGAGUUGCAUUCCCGGUCAAGCCCCCCCGGGCACAACUACCACGGCCCCGGCUCCUCCUGGCACGACGACCAGCACCAGACCUGCCACCACGGUUUCAACAACUACGUCUUCGGCGCCUCCCCCUGCGACGACAACGUCCGCAGGGUUCCUGGGAACAACCCGCCCGUUGAUGACGGCACCUUUGACCAUAUCGUUGACGCCGGCUUCAAGAGUGUCCGUAUUCCGGUCACCUACACCGCCCACCUCACCAGUGGCGCGCCCAACUGGACUGUCGACCCCGUGUGGCUGCAGCGCGUCUCGGAUGUCAUUGAUCAAGCUCUUGCUCGCAACCUUUAUGUUAUCACCAACGUGCACCACGAUUCGUGGGAGUGGGCCGACGUGCGCAGUGGCGACCUCGCUGUUAUCCAGCAGCGUUUCCGCGCCAUCUGGGUGCAAAUCGCUAAGAAACUCGCUUGCAAGAGCUCUCGUGUUUCGUUUGAAUCCAUUAACGAGCCCCCUGCCGACAACGCAGUCGAUGGCGCCAACGUCAACAAGUUCAACGAGCUUUUCGUCAGUGCCGUCAACGAGGCCGGCGGUCACAACGCCAAGCGUGUUCUCCAGCUGGCCGGCGGUGUCAGCGACCCUAUCAAGACGACUCAGUGGUUCAAGGCCCCCGCCAACAUUCAGAACCCUUGGGCCCUUCAGUUCCACUACUACUCGCCCUACGACUUCAUCUUCAGUGCCUGGGGCAAGACCAUCUGGGGCUCUGCCGCUGACCGCGCUGCUCUGACCGCCGACUUCCAGGCUGUUCGCGGCAACUUCUCCAACGUGCCCCUCGUCCUCGGCGAGUUCGACGCCAGCCCCCUCAACACGGAGCCUGCCGCACGCUGGAAGUGGACUGAUCAUCUCGCCCGCAUUGCUACCGAUCUUGGCGUUGCUCUCGUCAUCUGGGACAAUGGUCUGGAUCAUCUCGACCGGAACACUGGCGUCUGGCGCGAUCCCGUCUCCAUCGCUCUCAUUGAGGCUGCCGUUGCUGGCGAGCGCAGCUCCCUUCCCGACAGCACGGAAGAUGCCGGCGCGUCGACUCAGUCGUCGUCUGCCUACCUCUGGAACAAGGUCGGCAACGCUGUGGCUGACCAAGUGCUUCCCUGGCUCUUCAACGGUAACACCCUGACUGGUAUCACAACCCAGACUGGUGACGCCUUGUCGGCGGGUUCCGAUUACACCGUGUCCUCCAAUGCCAUCACCUUCAAGGCCGGCUUCCUUUCUGACUAUCUCGGCCCCAACGUGACUCCUGGCAGCAAGGCCAACCUUACUUUGACCUUCUCGGCCGGCGCCCACUCCAACAUUGAGGUUGUCCAGUGGGACACCCCUGUUCUCGUCACCGAGCCCGAUGCCACUCCCGGCCAGGACCUCCAGAUCCCCAUCCAGUGGAAGGGCGUGCCCGUGCUUGCCGCUGUGCGUGCUGAGGCUACCGACGGCACCAUCCUGUUCGAUGACUGGACUCAGUGGCUCGGACCUCUGCAACGUGGCCGCCUGACGUUCAACAACCACUACUUCUGGGAGGGCAGCAAUGUGAUCCUGCGCGCGUCGGCAAUCGCCGCCGUGCUCGAGCUGAACAAGGCCGUCAAGUUCACCUUUGAGUUCUACCCCCGUGUGGCGGGCAACUCGGUCACCUACACGCUCGACCCGACGGACGAGUGUUAA
Messenger RNA from Verticillium dahliae VdLs.17, 1830 nucleotides. RefSeq names its product endoglucanase B. Gene Ontology annotation, cellular component: cell surface; extracellular region. The coding region runs from base 1 to 1830 and encodes 609 amino acids. Lineage: Eukaryota; Fungi; Ascomycota; Sordariomycetes; Glomerellales; Plectosphaerellaceae. Gene Ontology annotation, biological process: glucan catabolic process. Gene Ontology annotation, molecular function: beta-glucosidase activity; cellulose binding. The transcript has 6 exons. The record is from RefSeq and is a predicted model, not a curated record.